GAGAGUAGUACUGAAGGCGAAGGGAGCCGGCGGAGAUCCACGCAAGGGAGAGCCAGGAGGAGAGCAGGGCAGGACGGCCCAGUGGUUACGAUGGGAACCUCGCCGGAGGUGCCGGUGGAAGAGGCUGCGGGCAUGAACCGCGCCAAGUUGCGUCGGUGAUGGCUUGAGCGGAGCGGCUGGAAAGUUGCAGGGGAGCUUGCUCUAUGCCCGGCUGGCUGAGUCCCUUGUCCGGAGCAGCCAGCGGUGGUCUCCCGUCUCGAUCCUCCCCGUGUGAAUCCCCCUUCCUUUUGCGCGUAACUUGGCGAUCGCCAUGUCGAAAGUGAUCCAGAAGAAGAACCACUGGACGGCCAAAGUGCACCAGUCCACGGUGAGACGCAACGCUCAGGGCCAGCUCGGGGUCACCAUCCUCGGCGGAGCGGAAUACGGAGAGUUUCCUUACGUCGGGGCGGUGGAGGUCGAAGGGGAGGCGACGCUGCCCGGCGACAACGGCGAGGGCAAACUUGGCGAAGGGGAGCUACUGUUGGAGGUGCAGGGUAUCCGGGUAUCGGGGUUGCCCCGCUAUGACGUGCUGGAAGUGCUUCGGAGCUGCAAGGAGCCCAUUGUUUUCAAAGCCGUCCGGCAAGGAAGUCGUCUGAACAAGGACCUGAGACAUUAUCUCAACCAGAGGUUUCAGAAAGGAUCUCCAGAUCAUGAGCUGCAACAGACCAUUAGAGAUAACCUUUAUCGCCAUGCUGUGCCUUGCACAACACGUCCUCCAAGAGAAGGAGAAGUGCCUGGUGUGGACUAUAACUUUCUGAGCGUGCAAGAGUUUCUUGAACUUGAAAAAAGUGGAACUCUUCUUGAAGUAGGAACCUAUGAAGGUAACUAUUAUGGAACACCCAAACCUCCCAGCCAACCCCUCAGUGGGAAAGUGAGUAACGCUGAUGCUUUGCAAAACCUCCCGUCAAGUUCCAAGCAGUCAACUCCCAAACGAACCAAGUCCUACAAUGAUAUGCAAAAUGCUGGUUUAGUACAUGCAGAGAAUGAAGAGGAUGACACCCCUGAAAUGAGCAGUAGCUUUACAGCCGACUCUGGUGAACAAGACGAGCACAAUAUACACAGUAUAAGAGAUGCAGUUCUCCCAUCUCUGAAUAGUAGCAUCAUCACUGUUCCCACCACGGAAACUUCUGAGAAGCUCCCUCAAUACCUACCUCCUUGUGCAGAGGAAAACUUGGGUCCUCUGCCUGAAAACUGGGAGAUGGCUUAUACAGAGAAUGGAGAAGUCUACUUUAUAGAUCAUAAUACUAAAACAACGUCUUGGCUAGACCCAAGGUGCCUGAACAAACAGCAAAAGCCUCUAGAAGAAUGUGAAGAUGAUGAAGGGGUACACACGGAGGAACUGGACAGUGAACUAGAACUGCCUGCUGGUUGGGAAAAGAUUGAAGAUCCUGUAUAUGGUGUCUACUAUGUAGAUCACGUCAACAGGAAAACGCAAUAUGAGAAUCCAGUUCUGGAAGCAAAAAGGAAAAAGCAGCUUGAGCAACAACCACCAUCACAGCAACCAGCACAACCACCUGAAGAAUGGACUGAAGAGAAUCCCCCUCUUGCCCCUCCUGUUGUUGCAAACCACGUUCCCACUAACCAGGAGACAGUUAGAGAUGUUCCAGUACAAGCAGGGAAACCAUUUUUCACCCGGAACCCAUCUGAACUGAAAGGGAAGUUCAUUCACACCAAACUGAGGAAAAGCAGCAGAGGCUUUGGCUUCACUGUGGUCGGCGGAGACGAACCAGAUGAAUUUCUCCAGAUAAAGAGUUUGGUGCUUGAUGGGCCUGCAGCACUGGAUGGCAAAAUGGAAACAGGAGAUGUUAUUGUCAGCGUGAAUGACACAUGUGUCCUGGGCCAUACCCACGCCCAAGUGGUCAAAAUCUUCCAGUCCAUUCCUAUUGGUGCCAGUGUGGACCUAGAACUGUGCCGAGGCUAUCCUCUGCCUUUUGACCCAGAUGAUCCCAACACAAGCCUGGUGACAUCUGUGGCCAUUUUGGAUAAAGAACCAAUCAUUGUGAAUGGGCAAGAAAACUACGACUCUCCAGCAAGCCAUGGUAGUAAAACAGGGAAAGUAAAUGGGAUGAAAGAGCAGAGGCCUAGCAGUCCCCCUGAGGUUUCUUCCAAUGGAUCCCACGGCUACCCCAACGACACAGUAUCUUUGGCUUCUUCUAUAGCAACGCAACCUGAACUCAUAACUGUACAUAUAAUUAAAGGGCCAAUGGGCUUUGGCUUUACUAUAGCAGACAGUCCUGGGGGUGGGGGACAGAGAGUGAAGCAAAUUGUUGACAGCCCAAGAUGCCGGGGCCUAAAAGAAGGGGAUCUUAUAGUUGAAGUCAACAAGAAGAAUGUGCAGAAUCUAACUCACAACCAAGUUGUGGAUAUGCUGAUUGAAUGUCCUAAAGGAAGUGAGGUGACCCUGCUGGUACAGCGAGGAGGAUUGCCAGCCCCAAAGAAGAGUCCAAAGUCGCAACCACUUGAACGGAAAGACAGCCAAAACAGCUCUCAGCACAGCGUCUCGAGCCACCACAGCACACACACGGCUUCACCUGUUCAUAGCACUCAGGUGCUUCCCGACUACCCUGUUCCUGAAACACCAGCUACAGACCAGCCGGACAACACAGGGCAGAAGAAGCCAGAUCCAUUCAAAAUCUGGGCCCAGUCCAGGAGCAUGUAUGAAAGCCGACUUCCAGAUUAUCAAGAGCAGGAUAUCUUUCUCUGGAGGAAGGAAACUGGUUUUGGAUUUAGGAUUCUUGGUGGAAAUGAGCCUGGGGAACCAAUUUACAUUGGUCAUAUUGUGCCAUUGGGUGCUGCAGAUGCUGAUGGUCGCCUGAGAUCCGGAGAUGAAUUGAUCUGUGUGGAUGGAACGCCAGUGGUUGGGAAAUCACACCAGCUUGUAGUCCAGCUUAUGCAACAAGCUGCAAAGCAAGGCCAUGUCAAUUUAACUAUCAGGCGCAAAGUGGUGUAUACAGUCCCCAAGGCAGAGAAUGAGGUGCCCUCUCCAGCCUCGUCUCAUCACAGCAGCAACCAGCCAGCUUCUUUGACAGAGGAGAAACGCACUCCCCAGGGAAGCCAAAACUCUCUCAACACAGUCAGUUCAGGCAGCGGAAGCACCAGUGGUAUUGGCAGUGGUGGAGGUGGAGGCAGUGGCGUGGUGAGCACUGUGGUCCAGCCGUAUGAUGUAGAAAUACGGCGCGGCGAAAAUGAAGGUUUUGGAUUCGUCAUUGUGUCUUCCGUUAGUCGCCCAGAAGCUGGAACAACUUUUGCAGGCAAUGCAUGUGUGGCCAUGCCUCACAAAAUAGGUCGGAUUAUUGAGGGGAGCCCAGCAGACCGGUGUGGGAAGCUGAAAGUUGGAGACCGGAUAUUGGCCGUUAAUGGAUGCUCCAUCACCAACAAAUCACAUUCGGACAUCGUCAACCUAAUUAAAGAAGCAGGAAAUAUGGUGACUCUGCGCAUAAUUCCAGGGGAUGAAUCCUCCAAUGCAACAUUAUUGACCAAUGCAGAAAAAAUUGCUACAAUUACAACCACACAUACUCCUCAACAAAUGCCACAGGAGACCAGAAACAAUGCAAAGACAAAACAGGAAUCCCAGUUUGAUUUCAAAGCACCCACAGCCUCCCAGCCAGAACAAGAUUUUUACACUGUUGAACUCGAAAGAGGAGCUAAAGGGUUUGGCUUCAGUCUGCGAGGUGGCCGAGAAUAUAACAUGGAUCUCUAUGUCUUGCGGUUAGCGGAAGAUGGUCCUGCUGAAAGAUGUGGAAAAAUGAGGAUUGGGGAUGAAAUCCUGGAGAUCAAUGGAGAAACCACAAAGAACAUGAAGCACGCUCGAGCCAUAGAACUAAUUAAAAAUGGUGGCCGCAAAGUUCGUCUGUUUCUCAAACGUGGAGAUGGUUCUGUACCAGAAUAUGACCCCAGCAGUGACAGGAGCAGCCCAGCCACAGGUUCACAAAAAGUAUCGGAAGUGAAAAACACACGGUAUGACAGACAACAACACUUAUCAUUGGAGCCCAGUUAUCCACCAGAUCUUCACAAAUCAUCCCAGCAUGGAGAGAAGCGGAUAUAUUUUAAGGACCCCAAAAGCAGCAGAGAGUUUGGCAGACAAUCAAACGAGCAUCACACAUGGAAUGGGACUUCUAAAAACAGCAAUAGCAUCCCAACCAGAAAAAAGGACAGGUCACCCGAAAGGAGGCGAGACCGACCACCAGAGAGAGUGGCCAUCAAUGGACAAAAACGAAAACCUCCUGAAAAGAGGAGGGAAGGUACAAGGAGUGCUGAGAAUACUCUGGAAAGAAGAGAAAGGCAUGAGAGGAGAAGAGACUUUUCUCCAGAGAAACGAAGAGAACGGUCACCAACCCACAGACGGGAUAGCUCACCCAGCAGAAGGAGACGGUCGCUCGAAAGGCUAAUGGAUCAGAGGAGAUCACCAGAUAGGAAGAAGGAAAGCUCACCUCCUGAAAGGAGAGCUAAGUCAACUGACAGGAGGAGAGAGAGGACCCCAGAACGAAGAAGAGAGAGGUCUCCCGAUAAACGGAAUCGAGAUGGCAGAGUCAGUUUCCAGGAGAAGGAAGAAUGCAUGCUGAGAUACGACACAAAUAAAAGUAACAGGCACCCAAUGGAACAAAGACGGCGACCCUAUAAAGAGUGCAGCACUGACCUCAGUAUCUAGCAGCUUUUGCAGGCCCAUAACACUCUUGCGGCCUUUCCAGCAUUCGGAAUUCCUAGGAAGGAAGGUAGCAAGCCUCAAAUGCCUCCCACAGCCAUCACACAAAUAAAAUCUAAUCAUCAGAACAUAUUCAUGUGUUUUGCCCAUGGUGUAGGACAGCAUUAAAGUAUUUUUCAGUAUACUCAUUUCAAAACAUACUUGCAAAACGUUCAUCCAGAAGGCUGAUGAAAGUUGUGUUCCUUCCUAACUAGUUACCCUAGUGAGCAUAAAUUCAUUGUACUUUUCUGUGGCUUUGUUGUCCCUUUCUUAGUUUUAUGGUGGGCAAACCAACAGUGGUUAAGAUUUUAUGAUCAACCACACUGUUUUGUUGAUUGAUUGAUUCAUUGCAGUGAUAAAUUUAUGAUUUUCUAAAGAAGGGGUUGGAGGAAGAGGGGGUUGAUCAGUGAAACUGAGAACUACUGUGGAGUGAUUUUUUUUUCUUUACAAAUAAAGAACAUAGUACUCAGAAGAACUAUUUGAAAAGACUACUGCUGGGAUGAAGGAUAUUUAUACAGAUCUACACAGCACAAGUUGUUAAGGAAUGUAUAGUGUGUUCCAUGAACAAUAUGUACUUUGGGUCUCCUUUAAAAGGAAGUAAGGCGGCCAAGGGGUGGUAGUCAUCAUGCAUUGCAUCAUGCACAGGACAGACCAUCAUUUUUGUUCAUAAUUGUGACCAUUAAUGAAAUUUCACAAAGGCAGCACCACUGUUGUUCUUGUUCAACCAGUAGGACCAUGCAGAUGAAACUGGAGCCUGAAUGGUAUCACUUGUUUGCCUUGAAGGGAAAUUGACAUUAAUUUGAUUCCUUAUUCAAGAAGCAUUUUGAGGAACAAAUACUUCUUUCAUAGGCUGGGUUUAAAUGCUUUCAGGUCAGUCUAAGCAUUUAAGUACUCUUGUUGCCAAAUGGAACUGUCUCUCUGGGCUUCUGUUUUUUAAUUAUGAUUAUGAUUAUUAUGAUUAUUAUUAUUGUUAUUAUUAUUAUUAACUUCUUUCCUUUCCACUUUCUGGUUCACCCUUACUUGAGACAAAAGGAAGUGCAUUUGCAAGUUGUCAAACAAACAAAAAGUUAAAAAUCUGGUAUGGAAUUCUUGUGGUUUGUGCUCUACUUCAGACAGUAAUGAAUGGAACCAACCUAUAUAAGGUUCUAUUCUGUUGGGUAUUUUCAUGCAAGUGUGUGUGGUAAGUGUACUGUAGUGCCGAUAGGAGAAUUAAUGGAUAACUGCCUAGCUGAGCCAAAAAUUUGCCGUUACUGUUGGACCACUAAAAAUUUUAAACUGCUGCUUUUUAUUUUACAGUGCAUUGAUGUGUACAUGUACCGUAUACUGUUUCACUGCUUUUUUUCUCCAUAUACCCAUGCACAAACACAUAUACACAAAGAAAAAGGAUUACAAGUCUAUCACUGUUAUUGCCCUGGUACUGUAAAGAAAAAGGAAAGACAAAGAUGGCUUGUGGUUGUGUGUACAGAGUUUAAAUUGUAAUUAACAGAGCCUGUUGAAAACCAACAAAAAGAAACUGUUGCCUUUUUGCUUGUAUAAAAGAGACUUCUUUAUGACAAAAUUUAGCUGUGAGGAAUGUGCUACAUGUUUAUAUUUCUGGAAAAAAAUGGAACAAAUUGAUUCAUGGGGAUAUAUUUUAAUGUAAACUGAAUCAGGUAUGUAAAGCUGUUUUAACAGAAGAUGAUAUAAGUAACUUGGAAGAUUUUCUUGAUUGGAAUAUCCUAUCAUGUCCUCUGGUGGGGCGGGAAGUGCUUCUCGGAGGCAUUUGGGUGCAGUUCUUCAGCAUCAUUUCUUGCCAUGUGCUCUAGUCAUAGUGCUGUUUUUCUGUGUUGAUGAGAAGCGUGGUGUGAGCCAAUCUUUUUUAUAAAACCCUAUGCAUAUAUAAAUACUACAUUGUUCAUAGCUUUAUUUGAAAGAUUGGGUUUAUACAUGACGGUAGUCUAAGUAGAUGUGAACUUUACUCAAUAUAAGAUUCUUUCCUUGGGACAAAAUACAAUGUAUAUGAUGUAGCUACACUGAAGGAAAGAGCCUCUGAAUGCUAUUUUUAUUAUCAAAUAAAGAUUUCCAUACAAAG
Molecule: messenger RNA, 6791 nt
Organism: Candoia aspera
Lineage: Eukaryota; Metazoa; Chordata; Lepidosauria; Squamata; Candoiidae
Gene: MAGI1
Product: membrane associated guanylate kinase, WW and PDZ domain containing 1
Exons: 23
Coding region: 311-4687 (1458 amino acids)
Biological process (GO): signal transduction
Cellular component (GO): cell-cell junction; cytoplasm
Molecular function (GO): protein binding
Source: RefSeq, a predicted model, not a curated record